This is a messenger RNA of Quercus robur (English oak), 1121 nucleotides long. RefSeq names its product transcription factor bHLH84-like. Gene Ontology annotation, biological process: regulation of transcription by RNA polymerase II. NCBI's taxonomy places the organism in Eukaryota, Viridiplantae, Streptophyta, Magnoliopsida, Fagales, Fagaceae. Bases 62 to 853 code for a protein of 263 amino acids. The record is from RefSeq and is a predicted model, not a curated record. Gene Ontology annotation, cellular component: nucleus. The transcript has 5 exons. Gene Ontology annotation, molecular function: RNA polymerase II cis-regulatory region sequence-specific DNA binding; DNA-binding transcription factor activity, RNA polymerase II-specific; protein dimerization activity.
AUAUGGCUAAUUCUAUUUCUUCAAACUUUGGUGGCGGUAUUUUGAGCCAAAAGGUUACUACAUGAGUGAUUCUCAUCCAAUUUUAGCAUCCAAGAAUAGCUCCAUGUCCAUUGAUAUUUGUAUGGCUGACAUGAAAAACAGCAGCUCAUUUCUCAUUGAAGGAAAUGACUGCUUAAACCAAGAAAUGAGUGACGAAAUUCCAGAAGAGUCUGCUGGAUACUUAGCUGAACCUACUGUAGCUGAAAAAGAAUCAACGCUUAGAAGGGGAUCUGAGAUAUCAAUGCCUGAUUCGAUCUCAGAAGACAAAUGUAACAACCCAUCUGAGAACUCUAAGAAAAGAGCUCGGAGUUUAGAAGAUGUCCUAAAGAGCAUACGAAUUCAACAAUCAAAGAAGAAUCGUAAGCUUGCUAAGAUUGACAACAAUGAAGAAGAUGGUAAUGCUGGCCUUACUGGGCAAAGUUCAAGUAGCUGCUCCUCGGAGGAUGAGUCCAAUUCUUCUCAGGAGCUGAAUGUAGGAGUGACCUCAAGUUUGACCACAAAAGGGGAUGUAACUCUAAACUUGAAUGGUAAAACAAGAGCCUGGACGGGUUCAGCCACUGAUCCCCAGAGCGUCUAUGCAAGGAAAAGAAGAGAGAAAAUAAAUGAAAGGUUGAGAGUCCUGCAGAACCUUGUCCCUAAUGGAACAAAGGUUGAUAUUAGCACAAUGCUUGAGGAAGCUUUCCAAUAUGUGAAGUUUUUACAGCACCAGAUUAAGCUUUUAAGCUCUGAUGAACUAUGGAUGCAUGCUCCCAUCGCUUACAAUGGAUUGGACAUUGGACUUGAUCUGAAAAACACCUCGCUGAGAAAAUCAUAGAAAAUAAAGGACGACAUAGCAGUCCAUAUAGUAUGAUGCAAAUACAUCAAGAUGCCAUGGCAACUUCAAAUGGGCUUAUUUGUAUAGGAAAAUCUCAAGUCCUAUUAUCACAGUUCCUAUAGGGAACUUGUUAUGACUAAUCCCUCAAUUUCUUUCACUUACACAGAAAUUCUUCUUAUGAGCACAAUUUUUAGCUCCAUUGCAAAAACUCUUCCUACUAGCCAGUGAUUCAAGUUGCUGGCCCUUUAUGUAAACAUCCCAGUACAUA